AUGCCCAAUAUUCUGAAGCCUGGGGCUCAUAUAUUCAUCGACGACGGACUCAUUUCAGUGGCUGUUAAUAGCAUCCAAGGCAAAGACAUAAUGUGCACGAUCGAAUAUGGCGGUAAAUUAGGCAGCAAAAAAGGGAUCAAUCUUCCUGGUACUAAAUGUGAUUUACCUGCCGUUUCUGAUAAAGACACUCAAGAUUUGAAAUUCGGUGUUGAACAGGGUGUUGAUAUGAUAUUUGCGUCAUUUAUUCGAAACGCUGAAGGUGUGCGUGCAAUUCGGCGUAUUCUCGGCGAGAAAGGAAGAUUUAUUAAAAUUAUAGCGAAAAUUGAGAGCCAAGAAGGCGUUGAAAACGCAGAUGAGAUAAUCAGAGAAGCUGACGGGUUGAUGAUAGCGCGCGGUGAUUUGGGUAUUGAAAUUCCCACUGAGAAAGUAUUUGCGGCGCAGAAAAUGCUAAUCGCACGAUGUAACGUAGUCGGGAAACCCGUUGUUUGUGCUACGCAAAUGCUCGAAUCAAUGACUAAGAAGCCAAGACCUACUCGAGCCGAGGGCACAUCUGAAAUGAGCUUAAUAUGGUUGAGUGUUUAA
Acanthocheilonema viteae is the source of this 582-nucleotide messenger RNA. The record is from the annotation of a GenBank genome assembly. NCBI's taxonomy places the organism in Eukaryota, Metazoa, Nematoda, Chromadorea, Rhabditida, Onchocercidae.